Molecule: messenger RNA, 3814 nt
Organism: Oryzias melastigma (Indian medaka)
Lineage: Eukaryota; Metazoa; Chordata; Actinopteri; Beloniformes; Adrianichthyidae
Gene: ogfod3
Product: urotensin-2 receptor 2
Cellular component (GO): membrane
Molecular function (GO): L-ascorbic acid binding; oxidoreductase activity, acting on paired donors, with incorporation or reduction of molecular oxygen; iron ion binding
Source: RefSeq, a predicted model, not a curated record
CCCAGUGAGAGUGACGCAGCCUGCUGCGGACAGCCAAUGGGAGCGGACCACGCGCAUAAACACGGAAGUGAAGGGCUGAAGUGAGCUGGCGGCAGCUGGCGCGCGUGCGGCGUGGUUCGGAUCUAGAGGGAAGGUAGGAAGGAACACCUGCAAAAGGCCUCCGCGAGGGCGUCCGCGCGCGGCGACAUGGCGGUGACGCGGCUGAGGAACAUCAAAGGGCCGCACGCGACGGAGAUAGAGCGGAAGAUCAAACGGGGGAACACGCUGCGGCAGGCCUCCUGGUGGCGUGGCUACCGCGGUUUGGCGGCCCUGCUGUUGGUGGUGUUGUGCACCUGUGCGGGGGCGGGGCUUCUGCUGCACCUGUCCUCCCUGGACAGUGACAUCACAGAGACUUUGGUCCGCCAGAGGGAGCUGGUCUCUCCUCAGCCCAGGGCGUACGGCGUGCCGUGCUCGGAGGACUACGACAACUACAAACGCUACCCAGGUUGCACGCCUCAGAAAUGUGGCCGUGUGGUCACGGACGGCGUGGUGACCAGGGAGGAGGCUCUGGCGCUCAGCCUCCAUCCUGGACCUGCACUCCGGAGCGCUGUCCAUGGGGAAGCAGUUUGUCAACAUUUACAGGUAUUUCGGGGACCAGAUCAGGGAUGUGUUCGCACAGGAGGAUUUCCAGCUUUACAGAAACGUCCGUGGGCGGAUCCAGGCGGCCAUCGCAGAGGCGUUUGGUCUGGACCCGGAGCUCAUGUACCUGACCAAGCCCACCUUCUUCUCCAGGAUCAACAGCACGGCGGCCAGAACCCAACACGACGAGUACUGGCACCCCCACAUCGAUAAGGUGACGUACGGCUCCUUCGACUACACCUCCCUCCUGUACCUGUCCGAUUACGGCUCCGACUUCACCGGAGGACGCUUCAUCUUCAUGGACCACAAUGCCAACCGAACGGUGGAGCCGCGCACAGGACGAGUGUCGUUCUUCUCCUCCGGCUCGGAGAACCUCCAUCGAGUGGAGAAGGUGACCUGGGGGACGCGAUACGCCAUCACCGUGUCCUUCACCUGCGACCCGGAGCACGCCAUCUCCGACCCCGCCCUGCCCUGACGGAGAACGGGGCGGUCCGUCUGUUGGGACGAUUCCUACGAGAGAAGAAACGGGCUUUACACUAAACUUCUACAGACAUUCAAACGGUUUCAUCCUUUUUGAGUCUUUUUCUCCUCCGAGGAACUCUGGUUCUUAUUAAGGUCUGAGCGUCUUCCCUCUUUAUGAGGAAGAUUCUGUCGUUUGCCGUCGGCUAAACAGCUGCAGCGCCGGAACAAGAGGACGCUGAGACGCGUUUGGUUGGGUUUACGGGAAAAUACCUCCUUAAACGAAGAGGUGAAGGUCCAGCAGAUUCUGGUUCUGGAACCCCAAACCGUGAGACCGUAAAUCCUUACUUUAACAAACACUGAGGUCCAAAACGGUCCAGGGUAGUUUUCAUGAGUCGUUCUGGAGGUUCUGGUCCAUUGUCAGCAAAAUAAAUGGGACCAAAAUCUCUUAAGGGACUCAAAAGAAUGUUUCAGAAUUCUUUGUCGGAACCUAAACCCGCGUGUCAAGGACUUCCAAAGGGAGUUUUAAGAUUAUUAUGGGAUGUCCACCGGACCUACGGCUUUGUGGCCGUUUCGUUCCAAAGUGUGAAAUUUGGCAAUUUUUCACAUUUUCCCACCAAAUGAAGGAAAGAAAACUUUACUUCUGAACGAUCUUUACGACAUUUCACAGACAGCAGGUUAAAGUCUCCAACCACAAGUAGUUUCCUUUACCUCGAGAAGAGACCACCAUCUUAUAUUUAAAAAAAAAAUGAGUACUGGUGACAAAAGUAAACUCCUCUUAGAGAUUUUGACCCAUCGAACACAUUCUCACUCCCAACUCGUCUUACAUGGACGAAUGGUUCGGGACCUCUCCACGCCACUUUUGAACCUUUUGGGUGUCACCAACUCGUUGUCGUUUGACGUGUUGGCAUUAAAUCAGGGAUCUCCAACCCUCGGGACACAGAACUCAUACCGGGUUAGGUGAUCCCGGCUCCAGACUCCAGAGUAGGGAUUAGACACCGUUCUACGAUGUUCAGAGUGGGUUGCCAUGGUUACAGGGUUCAUGUUGUUGGGAUGUAGUAAUCCCUCGAGGUCUAUGUGUUCGCAGUGAGACUGGGUAAUCUCUGGAGGUGUGUGUUAUGGAGUGUUAUGUUGUGUAGUUGGACGUAGAAAUCUCUUGUUUAGGGUACCGGGUUAGGGUCUGUUAGUGAUACCGGGUUUGGGCUCCUCCCCUUGGUUAGGGUUAGGGCUUAAGGUCAGGGCUGUUUGCCAGGGCUCAUGGGUACUGGUACUGGGUUACAAUACCAGAUAAAGGUUUUGGUACUGGUCCAUGUUCUGGUACCAGUUUGUGUCACCAGGGUUGGGGACCCCUGACUAGUGUAUGCAUUUGUUCCCCGUCGGUGGACCGGAACCAGUUCACAGUCCAGAGGCUAGAGACCCCUGAUUUCAUGGGAACAGCCAGCACAUCAAAAACUGGUGAGUUGGGUUUUUCUAUUUGGACCCUUUGGACGUGGAACUGGUACUGGAUUAGGAUACUGCUGCUGGAUUAGUGUAUGGGUAUGGGGUUAGGGUAUGGGUCCAUGUCCUGGUACCAGACUGGUAUCGUUCUGCACCCUGAGGGUUAGGGACCCCUGACUACUGUAUGUAUUUGUUCCCCGUCUGUGGCCCGGUACCUAGCAACCCUUGGACCAGUAUCGGUUCUGCACCCUGAGGGUUGGAGACCCCUAAUUUAAUAGGAACAACCAGCACAUAGAAAAGACGAGUUGUGGACACCCAAAAUGUCAAAAAGUGGCGCAGAGGGGGCCCAGUCAAACGUCCGUGACGAGUUGCGAGUGAGAAUGCGUUUCCUGAAUCCUCGGGAAUCAUCGGGAAGAAAUGUUGGAAUGUUGUAGAUUUAGAGUUUGGUAAACUCUCCUUUCACUCGCACAUGUUUUACUUCUUAUUGUGAAUUUUGUACAUGAAUCGUCGGGUCAAACUGAACGAAACGAUGAAACAGAUUAGGAAUGUGGGCGUGGUCAACCAAAAACCCCGUUUGCAGAGAAAAUCUAAACGUUUAGUUUUGCUGAUUCUCUUAAAAACGUCAGACCGGCUCGUCACCCUUCAUUAGAUCUUUAAGGCUUUAUUUUAUUGUACUUUGGUCCUAUUGGUUCCGUUUUCUUCUGAAUUCUUCAGGAGAAGAAAGACUUGAUGAACGAACUGUCCUCGCUUUCAUCAACCGCCAACAAUCCGAAGGAGAACCUGAUCUCCUCUGACCUUCAGAGUAAAAGCCUCGGCGUCAUGUUACACCGCUCGUGUUAAUAUUGAUCAGGUGUUUCUCUGAAGCUCAAACCAGACUCUCCUGUGUCUCACCGACGUUUGGAGCUGAAUUCAUCUGGUUCUGAGAGGGACAGAGUCGGAGGAUUUGUCUUUAAUUUGAAAAUUGGAGUCGAUGAAAGAGAAACCGAGUCCAGACGACCGGAUUUUACGAAUGAGGAUCCACAGAAACUCAUCAGAUUGUUUCAUUUAAAAGGAUUUAAAGUGUGAAUUCUUGGUCAUUCCGGUUACCGUGGAGUCGUCAUAAAAGGGGCGGAGUCUUGUGAUGCGUCCUGCCGACUCCCAUCACUGAUAUUUGUGUUGAUUUGUUUAAAAAUGCGUUCAGUGUUGAUGUGAUGACUCCAGGGGGCGCCGCGUGGUCACAGCAGGCCUGAUAACCUGUGCCAAACUUUUGGUUCCUUUUGGUGACGACUUUUGAGAAAUAAAUGACAUUUUUAAGCUGUAA